Mucor mucedo is the source of this 1709-nucleotide messenger RNA. RefSeq names its product cytochrome P450. The transcript is spliced from 3 exons. Gene Ontology annotation, molecular function: oxidoreductase activity, acting on paired donors, with incorporation or reduction of molecular oxygen; iron ion binding; heme binding. The coding region runs from base 114 to 1709 and encodes 531 amino acids. NCBI's taxonomy places the organism in Eukaryota, Fungi, Mucoromycota, Mucoromycetes, Mucorales, Mucoraceae. The record is from RefSeq and is a predicted model, not a curated record.
GGCGAGAACAAAUAUUACUUGCAGUAAGCUUUUUUUAAUCCUAUAAAACGACAUAAAAAAAGUAAGCACGAAUCUUUUUAACUUCAUAGCGUAAUUUCUUUCCUUAUUAAAAAAUGAAUUGCAUCAAUACAUUUUUCACCUACACAUCUAUUAGCAAAACUGUACAGAUUGUCAAGCAAAUCCUCACCAACAGUAGACCAGCCAAUAUUUGUAAGAAUUCACAGAAGAGCGAUUUAGUGCUUAUCGGUGCUGCUAUGUUCAUCACUUUCUAUAGCCUUUCCGAUUACUUCAGAGUAAAAACUUCAAGGUUAAAUUUACCUCCUACUGCCGCUUACAGCCUUCCUUUCUUUGGCCAUAAUUUGUACCUGAUGUUCAUGCCUUCCAAGUUUCUUGAUUGGUGUAACAACGAAUAUGGAGAAAUUUAUAAUCUCAUCCUUCAAGGCAAGAUGAUGACCAUAACAAGUGGAAAAUUAGGGGAGGAAACCUUGAAGGCUGAUUCUGACGAUUUAUCAAUAGAUCAAGGAAUUGUAAGGGAUGUUCUCCACCUCGAUUAUGUAUUUGAUUUAAAUAUUCUUGAUAUCAGCUUAACGGCAAAUCCUGCUGUAGCUAAAAUGCUGAUUCCCAAUUACAGAAUGCCCUUAUAUGUUUCCGGUAUUCAAUACGGUUUAAAAAAUGCUUGCCAUACUUUGUUGCAAGAAAAAUUAACCAUUGUACACAAUCCCAGUCAUUUUUUUCAAAAAUUCAUUGCUUAUGCCAGUAUCCCCAGUUUGGUUGGUGAUGAAUUUGCCUUAAAUGUUGAAGUUGUAGAAUCUUUUGCUAAUUUUACUGGAGAUAUUAUUAAGAACGUUCCUUUAUUCAUGGUUGUUCCAAAAUUUUUGCACAAAUCUAUCCUACCGUACGUGCAAUCUUCUAAGUACCACGAGAGAGUCAUGCUAAAACAUGUAGCACCUAUUAUCCAUAAACGUCGGGAGGAAAUGAGACGGGCUAAGCAAAUUGGUAAAGAGCAUGGUCUUACUGCAAACUUUUUACAAGGCCUUAUCGAAUACGAGACAAUAGACCAGAAUGGUAUCAAGACUCAAUUGUCUCCUGAACAACUUUCCAAAAGUGUUUUGCUUGUAGCGUUUGCAUCAGUCCAUACAACCUCCAUGAACUUGGGGUUUUGUAUUUAUUGGUUAAUUGCUCGCCCUGAUCUUUUGGCUAGAUUUAUUGAAGAGAUUGAGCGCAUCCUCCCCGGAGAUACUCCUGUUUCCAAUACUGCUUUGACUAAAAUGAAAUUCUUAAACAACUUUACCCGUGAAGUGCUUCGUCAAGGUAGUGAUAAAUUAGCCAACGGCAAAAAAGUUAUGCGUGAUUUUACCUUCUCCAAUGGAUACCAAGUCCCAAAAAAUGGUUAUGUUGCAUCUACUUUUCGCCAAAUGAACUUUGGUAGCAAUAGCACUAGAGAAUCAGUCGAUGAAAUGGAUCCCGAUAUGUCUCUUAAUAAGACAAGCACUACACCUGCAAGAGAUUUUGUCUCAUUUGGUGCUGGAAAGCAUUUAUGUCCAGGCCGAUUUUUCGCAGUUCAAGAAAUCCAAAUGGCCCUGGUACACCUCUUUAAGAAUUACGAUGUUAAGACAGUGAGUGGAAAGCGUCCCCAGCCUGUUUGCUAUGUUGCUGGGUAUAUGGUAACAAACUGCGAAGAUCCUUUAGUUUUCACACUGAAGAAGUAA